This is a messenger RNA of Linum trigynum, 1752 nucleotides long. The record is from the annotation of a GenBank genome assembly. Lineage: Eukaryota; Viridiplantae; Streptophyta; Magnoliopsida; Malpighiales; Linaceae.
AUGCUUGAAAAAGUGAAGUUGCUUAAGCAGAGAUUCUCCGAACUUUGUGUUUUGGGCCUUCAUACCGGGAGUUCUGCUAGCUUCGCUGCUGAUCGAGAUCAUGUUAUUGACUUGAUAAUGAAAGAAUACAUCACCUUCCCCAUUCUGUUGUCAAACAAGAACUUCACAGAGAUGGAAAAUGGAGCCUGCUACAUUAUGUUCAGAGACUCUGAGAAUCCUCUAGUUCAGCAUGAGAAGGAUCUGGAUAUUGGAACACUUUAUGCAGUGGUAGAGGAGAUGCAAGUACUACAAAAACAAAAUCGUGGUGAUGGAAACUCCAGUAUGGCUUAUUUGAAAAGCACUUGGACAAAACUAGCUGAUGCUGUGAAGGAACCAUACAUUGUUUCACCUAUUCAGAACUUGCUUCUCUAUUUCCCAGGCUGUAUAUCUGCAGAUAUAAGUGGCAGUCGGCUAUUCUUUUCUGACACCAAUCAUCACCGUAUCAUCAUUUCUGAUGGUAAUGGAAGUAUUCUUGACUGUAUUGGUUCUUCUCCAGGUUUUGAGGAUGGAGACUUUGAGUGUGCCAAGCUAUUGCACCCUGGAGCAUCCUUUUACGAUGACACUGAGGAUUGUCUGUAUUUCGUAGACUCAGAGAACCAUGCAGUCAGGAGAGCUGACUUGGAGAGACGGGUUCUAGAGACGUUAUAUCCUUCUUCUAGUGCUACUGUAGAAAAUGAAAGUCUAUGGACAAAGAUCUCAAGUAAACUGGGCUUUGGAAUUGCUGCUGUUGAAGCUAAAUCCGAAGAGUUUGAUCCCCAGUCUUUACUGUUUCCUUGGCAUCUAUUGAAGUCAGAAGAGGAGGAUCACUGCUUAAUCAUUAACCGGAGCUUUGAGACACUAUGGGUAAUGGAUUUGACCACUGGAGAGAUAAAAUAUGUUAUCAAAGGAUUCCAAAAGAUUCGAGAUACCUGUGGAAAUUUGAUCACAGAUAAAUUAUCUCUCUUGAAGGAAAUGCCAACUUUCAACGGCCACGUGUUUGAUUGUGAUACAACUGCACAGAAGGUGGUGAAAAUGAAUAGAGAAACUAGGGCCUGCUCCAUGUUUCAGUUGGUGAAUUACAGGAUCCUUGGACUACCCUACUGGUGCUCCUUCCCACUAGAGAGGGUAUAUUCCCUUUCUCCAACUCAUGAGUUGUGGACUGAUCAUCUUCAACACUUCAACCAAUUGCCAGGCAGGACAGACGUAGAUAUAAAGGUCGACAUUCCAAUAGAUACUGAACUGGUUGAACCAUUGCAUGAGGGAUGUAUCUGGCGUCAGGCAAGAGGAGCUGCUACUGAAGUCUCAGGAACAAACGCUGAACUGGAAUCUUCGGAAAAGUUGGUGUUGCCCAGAAGUGACACUGAGAAUUUUGAGGACGACAAAGUUCGGAUUCAUUGUGCAGUUAAUACGAGCCCUGACUUGAGUGAGGUGAUCAUAUAUGCACCACUGUAUCUGAGACUCAGAAAAGAUGCGAAUGUAGAUGAAGAAGAUAAUCAGGAUAAACAUGCAGCGAGGAUAGCUGAUAUCCUAAAAUGGGGUAGUCAAGGCUUAACCACAAGAGAUUCAUGCAUUCAGCUCUUGUCAAGAUCAGGAAAGGAUUUGAGAGACCUCGUCUUUGUGAAACCACUGCAUGUCAGAAUAAGAAUAGAAUGCCCUAAUCACCCUAAGGCACCCGAUAACACGAAAGAUAUCAUAUUGACCAAUUCCACUGUUGAUGUCCAUGUCUCACUUUGA